Molecule: messenger RNA, 2729 nt
Organism: Octodon degus (degu)
Lineage: Eukaryota; Metazoa; Chordata; Mammalia; Rodentia; Octodontidae
Gene: Asb3
Product: ankyrin repeat and SOCS box containing 3
Exons: 9
Coding region: 51-1460 (469 amino acids)
Biological process (GO): intracellular signal transduction
Molecular function (GO): protein binding
Source: RefSeq, a predicted model, not a curated record
CUGUCUCAGCUUCCCCAUCGCUGGGAUUACAGACUGCUCAAACAAAAAUCAUGGAUUUUACAGAGGCUUACUCAGAUACAUGCUCUACAGUUGGACUUGCUGCCAGGCAGGGCAAUGUGAAACUCUUAAGGAAACUCCUCAAAAAGGGCCGAAGCAUUGAUGUUGCUGAUAACCGGGGAUGGAUGCCAAUUCAUGAAGCAGCUUAUCAUAACUCAAUAGAAUGUUUGCGGAUAUUAAUUCGUGCAGCUGUGGAAAAUGGGCAGAUAGAUGUGGUAAGGCUGUUGCUUCAACACGGAGCGAAUGUUAAUGGAUCCCAUUCUAUGUGUGGUUGGAACUCCUUGCACCAGGCUUCUUUCCAGGAAAACGUUGAGGUCAUGAAAUUACUUCUUAAAAGAGGAGCCAAUAAGGAGUGCCCGGAUGACUUUGGAAUCACACCUCUGUUUCUGGCUGCUCAGUACGGCAAGCUGGAGAGCUUGAACACCCUUAUUUCCUCAGGUGCAAAUGUCAAUUGCCAGGCCUUGGAUAAGGCUACCCCCUUGUUCAUUGCUUCUCAAGAGGGUCAUACGAAAUGUGUGGAGCUUUUGCUGUCGAGUGGGGCAGACCCUGACCUCUGCUGUAAUGAGGACGGCUGGCAGUUACCUAUUCAUGCAGCUGCCCAAAUGGGCCACACGAAAAUCUUGGACUUGUUAAUACCACUCACUACUCGGGUCUGCGAAAGUGAGAGAGACAAAGUCAGUCCUGUUUACUCAGCGAUAUUUGGAGGGCAGGAGAAGUGCCUGGAGUUGCUCCUCCAGAGUGGGUACAGCCCGGAUGCCCAGAUGUGCCCAGUCUUUGGAUUCAGUUCUCCCCUGUGCAUGGCUUUCCAGAAAGACUGUGAGUUCCUUGGAAUUGUGAAUAUUCUUUUGAAAUACGGAGCCCAGCUAAAUGAACUUCAUUUGGCAAAUUGUCUGCAGUGUGAGAAAUUUGCAGUAUUUCGCUACUUUUUGAAGAAAGGCUGCCCAUUAACACCAUGGAACCAUAUAACUGAAUUUAUGAAGCAUGCAGUUAAAGCACAAAGGAGAUACAAGGAGUGGUUGCCACAUCUUCUGCUUGCGGGGUUCGACCCGCUGACUCUGCUCUGCAGCUCUUGGAUUGGCUCAGUAAGUGAGGACGCCCUCCUCUUCUCCUUGGAAUUUACUAAUUGGAAGAGACUUCCACCAUCUGCGGAAAAGCUGCUCUCCGCUCGUGCCUUGAACUCCUGGGCUCUACAGCAGUGGAUUGCUUCUGUCCCAUCCUUAGCCCAUCUGUGUCGUUUGGAAAUUCGGUCCAGCCUAAAGGCAGAUCACUUACACUCUGACAGUUUUAUCCGCCAGUUGCCACUUCCUAGAAGCCUGCAUAAUUACUUGCUCUAUGAAGAGGUUCUGAGGAAGAAUGAGGUUCCAGAACUGGCAGUUUGUGAAGAAGUCGGCGACGCUACGUAACACAGCUCCUGCCUUACACUGAGCACCCUGAACACUGAAGAGCCACAGUGUGCAAGUUACUCUCGAAACUUGGUGGGGGAGGUGCAGAGCCUCGCACUCAGGCCCUUGUGCGUGCCGGGCAGGAUCUGUGCCUGAACUGUACCCCAGCUCUAGUCUGUAGCCACAAAAAUUGUUUUUGUUCGGGGAAAUUGUUGGGUUGGAGGGGCAGUGCUAAAUGGGAUGCUUCCAGCUGGGCUUCUCCGUUAAAAAUAAGUAAACUUCACUAUUUUUACAGCUUCAUUACCAGUACACUUCAUGUUGUAAUACUUGUUUACCUUGCCAUUGUCUCUUUGUUCUGCUAAUAAUAAAUUGAUGUUUCGUCUAGUGCUGCACAUGGCAUAUGUUCACCUGAAGUGUAUGUUUACCUGGUGCUAGCAACUGCAAGUGGAGUAUGUGACACUUCUCUGGGAGAGCAUAUGGCUGUGUUGUUGGGUUUCUUGUUGUUUUGGGGGGUGAAUACAUCUCUUAAGCUUAUAACAGUACAUUUUCCUGUCCUUUCAUAUUCUAUUUUUAUCUCUGAAGCCUUUUCACGUGUAAACUAGGGAUUUUUUUAAAAAAAGUAUCAGUAAUAUUGCUGGCUUUACUCAUGUCCAGUUCUCCUAUAGUUGUUGGCAAAAAAUAUUAGGCUAGUAAUAUACCUAAGCUCACAAGCACUCUCAGUUCAAAUUACAAGGUCAGAUUUAGGAUAAAUAAGCAUUUUAUCAUUUCCACAAUAUUAAAAAGGAGCCUGAGGGGACAUUUAUGGGACAUCUUUUAAAAGGUAUAUAUUCUUGAGUUAGUAUCAAAUACUACAUUUGAGCUUAUUCAGCCCCAGAAUCCAAAAGCAGCCUUGUUCUAUGAGGCAGUAAUGACCAGUUUUACUAAGACUGUAGCGUUUUUCUCUUACCUAGCUAGAUAGGUCACCAAAUCCUGGGUUACUGAGGCACAUCUUCAUAGGUUGCGAUAGCUGCUCAGUGGGGGGUCUCAAGUCGGGAAGGACACAGGACACUGAGCUGCUUUGGUGCUGUGGACAUUGGCCAGGAGAGUGUCCUGCUACAGCGGAUGACUGAGGCGGGGCUAGAACAGGCAAGUCUUGCGUUCCGUAGGUUCUGUGGGUGGACCAGGGAGCAGAGCUGUCUCCCUCUGAGUGGCCUUGCUGUUUGCUGAGAGCAGUAGUGAAAGUGGGGUGAGGGAGUGCGACCACUAAGGUAAGUGGGGUUUCUGUGUAGUCAAAAUGGGCCAGGUAUGGAG